Messenger RNA from Zasmidium cellare ATCC 36951, 810 nucleotides. RefSeq lists its product as uncharacterized. Bases 1 to 810 code for a protein of 269 amino acids. The record is from RefSeq and is a predicted model, not a curated record. Gene Ontology annotation, cellular component: mitochondrial inner membrane. Gene Ontology annotation, biological process: mitochondrial respiratory chain complex IV assembly. Lineage: Eukaryota; Fungi; Ascomycota; Dothideomycetes; Mycosphaerellales; Mycosphaerellaceae. The transcript is spliced from 2 exons.
AUGAAGAUCCUAACCAAGGAAGAGGAGCAGGAGCACUACCGGGCUACGGUCACGGGUGGUCUCAUGGGUGGUGUUACUGGCACUGCCGCUGGAGCAUUGGGUGUCUACGGAGCGACAGCAAGAUACCCAACCUUCAGGGCAUUGACCCUGCCAUUCAAAGCGUUCUUGAUCGCCUCGUCCGGAACAUUCGCCGCCAUUAUCGCCGCCGAUUCAUACUCGCGAAGAUUCGAAGCCUCAAAACAUCCUGAAAAGAACUACCGAGAUGAGCAAGAGACUAUUCAGGAGCAGAUCGCAUCGCAGAGAACUACAAAGGAGAAGGCGAUGCAAUGGUGUGGCGACAACCGAUACAGUCUCGUCUUUGGCUCGUGGGUGGCAUCGAUAUCAGUGGCAAUGGGCAUCAUCAACCGCAACCCGUACCAGACGACUCAGCAGAAGCUCGUACAAGCUCGUGUGUGGGCACAAGGUGCUACUCUCGCCGCCGUGAUUAUCAGUUUAGCAUUCGAGGGGAGUGAUCGUAUGAGCAAGACUGGACGAUGGGAGACGGUUAAGAUACUGGAUCCCAACGACCCUGAGCACAAGCACUACAUUGAGAAGAAGAUCCACCACGAAAGGUACGCAGGUGAGGACCAAUGGAUGGAUAUGGUCGAGGCAGAGGAGCAACGAAUCAAGGAGAGGGAGCGUGCUGUUAAGGAACGCGAGGAGGCUGAUAAGAAGGCUGGAAAGGUCUCGAAGGCCACCAAGCAGCAUGCCAGCAACCUCGAGAAGGGCAAGCCUGAGGAGAGCAAGGAUGAGAAGCUCAAUGCUGCGUAG